UCUUCUUCUUCUUCUUCUUUUUCUCUUCAUUCUAGGGUUCCUUUCUUCUUCUUCUUCUUCUUCUUCUUCUUCUUCUUCUUCUUCUUCUUCUUCUUCUUCACACACCACUUCACACCUAAGCUAACACAACCCAAACCAUGGCGAAUUUCACCCCUUUCUCUUCUUCUUCAACUUCAACUCCUCCUUCUUUCUCACACAUUUCAGCUCCAUCUUCUUCUGGGCCUUUCGAUGAUGACUCUUCUGAGGAUUCUUGCAGUAUAUGCUUAGAGUCCUUCGGCGUUCAUGACCCAUCAACUGUAACCUGUUGCAAACAUGAAUAUCACCUGCACUGCAUUCUUGAAUGGUCACAAAGAAGCAAAGAGUGCCCAAUAUGUUGGCAAUCACUUGCUCUGAAAGACCCUGCCAGCCAAGAGCUUCUGGCCGCUGUGGAGGCCGAAAAAUGCUUACGAUUAAGAAAUGUUGAUUCAUCCUCAUUCACUAGCUCUCGUGUCCCCUUUGCAAGUUUUAAUAGUGACCAUGAUGAUUCUUGCUCCGAUGACUCUGAUUUUGAUGAGCAAAUUAUGCAGCACCUAGUUGCUGCUGCAAGUAGAGCUCGUUUUGUUCAGAGACAGAAAAGACAGGGAUCGUCUGGAGCAGGUCCAUCAGAGAUUCUUGUUUUUAACUCUUCUGCACAUGUAUCUGCGAUGCAACCAACACUUACAACUUCAUCAGCCGGUGGUAGUUCACCAACCACCAGUCUACCAUUGACGGUUGAGACUCCUACUGAGGUUGCAAGAAAUAUUAGUCCCGAGACCAAUGUCACUUACAGACCCAGAGUUCUUUACAGUCAGUCAUCACCUCAAGGUGGGAGGAAACUGAACACUUCUGAGAUGUUCUCCUUUCCCGAAUCCAUCAAAUCGAAAUUUUCUGCUGCUUCAGCCAGAUAUAAGGAAUCAAUUUCUAAAAGUACCCGCGGCCUUAAAGAGAAGUUACUUGCUCGUAAUGUCACAGUGAAAGAGCUGAGUAAAGGUGUUCAGCGUGAAAUGAAUGCAGGCAUAGCUGGAGUUUCACGUAUGAUAGAACGCCUUGAUCUUGCCUCAAAAAGGUCCAAUUCUCCUCUCAUUCCUGUCCGUAAUGGGGGAACAUCAUCAUUUCCCGAUGGGAAGUCCGUUGGCGAGAGAGGCAUUGGGCAUUCUCCAAAUGAAGCAAGUGGAGGCGCGGUUCAUAAUUUUAGUUCAGAUGCUCCCUUACACGUCUCUAGCACUGUUGCUGGUCGAAUGGAAAUUCCUCCAUGUGUUCAGAGUGGACAUGAUGCUGUGAAGACUUAGCUUGGGGUCAUCAAUUCAAUUCUACUAAGUGCAAGAGACGACUUUGAUAACCAAUGUACGUGUUGGUAUGCGUCCUGCAUUGUUAUCAAAUGGUCCAUGAUUUGUAGGAAUUUAAACUAUGAAACGUAUCAUCAAUUUAUAGAGCCCAGUGGAUUUUUCAUCCAUGUUUAUUGUUUUUUUUUCUUCUUUACAUGCCAAUACUUGAUUCGCUUAAUGAAAUAAUAAUUUAGAUUUUAGAGGUUCUCUCCUCUGCCA
Messenger RNA from Cicer arietinum (chickpea), 1562 nucleotides. Its product is annotated as E3 ubiquitin-protein ligase RHF1A. Lineage: Eukaryota; Viridiplantae; Streptophyta; Magnoliopsida; Fabales; Fabaceae. Gene Ontology annotation, molecular function: ubiquitin-protein transferase activity. The record is from RefSeq and is a predicted model, not a curated record.